AUGUCUGACAACGAAUCGCGUUCCCGCUCUGCUUCCCCCGAGCCAUUCGAGAACCAACAGCAACCUCAAAGCCCAGCGCCUCAGGAAGCCGCAGGUGGUCGCCGCCGUCGUCAACGACCCCAGCAACAACCCCCGUAUCAAGAGCGGCCGGCUCAACAAUUCCAACAGUUCCCCCAACAGCAGGAGCAAGGGGGCGCUCUGCAACCUCUGGGAGGCAACCAGAUGGUGGGACAAGCCGCUGGUCAGGCUGGCCAGGUGCUCGGAAAUACUCUUGGCUCGGUAACUGGACAACAACCACAAGGCCGUGGCGGAGGGCAGAAGGAUACCCUCAAGUUGAGACUCGACCUCAACCUCGACGUCGACGUUCAGAUCAAGGCCCGGGUGCACGGUGAUGUCACCCUUUCAUUACUACGGCGCCCUCCUGUUAUCAGCCCUUCUCUUGCCGAUGUUGUUGCCCAUGAUUUACAUGGAGUCGUCGCCGUCAAUGGACUUCCGCCGAGCGAGAUUUAA
Molecule: messenger RNA, 510 nt
Organism: Coprinopsis cinerea okayama7#130
Lineage: Eukaryota; Fungi; Basidiomycota; Agaricomycetes; Agaricales; Psathyrellaceae
Exons: 3
Coding region: 1-510 (169 amino acids)
Source: RefSeq, a predicted model, not a curated record